UAUCUACAUCAUGAGUCUGGUUCUGGAGUGGAUAAAGAACAACGGAGGUGUAGACGCCAUGGAAACGCUCAACAAGAAGAAGUCCAGUAUGAUCUAUGAUAUCAUCAACUCCUCCAACCACUUCUACACGUGUCCGGUGGACGUGGCGUGUCGUAGUCGUAUGAACGUUCCGUUCCGCGUGGGGAAGAAACAGGGUGACGAAACUCUGGAGAAGGACUUCCUGGAUGGAGCCUCCAAACUGGGGAUGAUCUCACUGAAGGGGCACAGAAGAACGUGGGCUGCGCUGGUGUUGCUGUGGUGA
Molecule: messenger RNA, 301 nt
Organism: Oncorhynchus keta (chum salmon)
Lineage: Eukaryota; Metazoa; Chordata; Actinopteri; Salmoniformes; Salmonidae
Product: phosphoserine aminotransferase-like
Exons: 3
Coding region: 11-301 (96 amino acids)
Biological process (GO): L-serine biosynthetic process
Cellular component (GO): cytoplasm
Molecular function (GO): O-phospho-L-serine:2-oxoglutarate transaminase activity; pyridoxal phosphate binding
Source: RefSeq, a predicted model, not a curated record